AGAGCCUCCUCCAGGUGUGGGGAGGAGAGGGAGCGUCCAGGUAAAGCGGUCUGUACCGUCACACGGAUAAAGGUGUAACACACCGCGCAGCUGUAAGGAGCUUUCGCUUUUUUCUUUUACAGCUUUAAUAAUGAUUUUGACACAAGAAUCCAUCCUGUCUUUGCUGGUAGCGGAGGGUGGAAGAGUGAAGAAAUCCGACCUGGUUGAUAAGUUCAGAGAGUCGGUGGACACCGCGGAUCCCGAAGAAAGAGAACGGAAUAGGGAGCUUUUCAAGACUUUUGUCAACAAUGUAGCGUUUGUGAAAGAAAUCGACGGCGAACGGUAUGUUGUCCUGCGGAAAACCUAUCAGCAUUUGUUGGAAGGUCCAAAGAUCCAUGUGGAAAAGCCUGAAAAUGAAAAGAUCCCGCUGACAGGUGAGCAGCAGCGCCCACCUGCGCAGGCUGGAAGCUCUGAGGAUCAGGGAGGUGUUCAAUCAGCUGUUACUGAACCUGAUCAGGAAGAGGCAAGUGAAAGUAGUGACCAUCCCACAGAACUGCUUUCUCCCAUACAGAUGGCACUGCAAAGGAGUAAAUUUGCAAGUGUACGACUUAAAAGGUCGCUGAAUGUUGAUGUCCAGCUGCAGGAUAGAAAGGGAAUUAACUGCUCAAAUGCGCCUGUAAAGACCAAGCCAUAUGCCUUGCCUCUGAGGAUGCCCCCCAGCGCCACUAAAGUGGAGAUCCACAAACUUAAGCCUGACCCAGAUGAACCCGAAGAACAACUAAAAACAGAUGCUUUCAGGGACAAGAGAAACAAACUUAAGCCUGACCCAGAUGAACCCGAAGAACACCCAAAAACGGAUGCUUUCAGGGACAAGAGAAGGAUGCCUUCGGCGGAGAGCAGCACCGGCUCACCCCAACUAAGGAGGGCAGCGAAGAGCACCAAGGCAUCAGAGGAGCACAAAGACACCAGGAUUCCCUCUAUGUUUCCCCUGGAGCACUCAGAGCAUCAGUGGCUCGUCAAUUGUGCCGCCGGCCACUGGAGCCAGGCUUAUGGCCUGCUGCUCAGAGACAACCAGCUGGCCGAGAAGAAGGACUUCAUGUCAGGGUUCACUGCUCUGCACUGGGCAGCCAAAACUGGGAACAGCGACAUGCUUGUGAAGAUUAUCGAAAAAGCCAGGCAAGGAGGGGUUCACGUUGACAUCAAUGCAAAAACACACGGGGGAUACACUCCUUUGCACAUUGCUGCAUUGCAUGACAAGCAAUAUAUCAUUGGCAUACUGGUGAAGGAGUACGAAGCCAACAUAAGCAUCAGGGACAACUAUGGCAAGAAGGCCUACCACUAUCUCCACAAAGACGUUUCUGAGUCUGUGAGAGAGAUGCUUUGUAAGCCCAAACCCCAGCCGGCAGAGGACAGGGCCCUGCAUGAGAAAGAGGAGCUGGAUUUGUUCCCGGAUCUCUCCAAGGGCCUGCAUUCAAUAAGCCGCCUCUUUCAACCAAACGUGACAGGCCACAAAAAGAAGCACAAGCAGCGGCCGGGCCUGUACUCCCUGAACAACGACCCCAUCGAAGAGGGAGAAGACAGCGGCACCAGCUUCAGGCACAGGCCCAUGUCAGAUGUUUUUAUGUGAAAGCAAAGCUCUUCCCUGACGGAAAACACACCAAUGACCUUAAAAGGAUUUGGUUAAUGCUCUCUUUUUUUAUUUUUAGCCUACUUUCUGCAGUUAUUAUUGGAGAUAAUGAUACAAAAAACAUGUGGAGGGAUUCUAUAGAAACACAAUUUAAGUGGUUAAGAUCAAAGAGAAAAGAUUUAAAAAACCUCGAGGUCAGCAGACGCUGUGUGUGACGUUACCUGCAUGAGGUGAAUGUCAGACAAUGGUGGCUCCUGUGAGUCGUCUUAUUACUCACACAAGUGUGGGCUUUUGUAGGUGUGGCCCCUUUAGUCUGUCUGUUUUCAAUUGAACUGAGCUUUAAAGUUGUACAGAGAAUUUUCUACUGAGUCAUUUCAAUUAAGACCAAAGCAUCAUCACCUGAGAGGAAUCUGUGUGUUCAGCAAACUGGUAAUAAGGACUAAUGUAUAAUAUCACAGCAUUACAGUCACAGAAGUUAGCAUGUGGAACAAUUGUACAGACAAAGUGGAAAAAAAUAGUACAUCACUACAUAACUUCACAGACCAGCUGAAAAACAACAAACUGAAUGAAUAUAGGAAAUGUUCCUCUCGGUGAUUGAGUUGUUUCAUUGUGUUCUUAUGAAGCCUUGUCUUCAUUUUUGUUGUUUAAGGUGAGAAUAACCCUCUUUUUUUGUAAAAAAGGAGUAGGUCUCAAUAAGUGUUUAACUUCUAAAUACACCCGUUGAGGUGUAGUAUGUAUAUAGUAUGUAAAAUUUAAGAUGAUUUCAUAUUGUGUUUAUAUAUCAUACAUGGAGUGUUAGGAUGGUUUCCUUGUUUUUUCUUCUGUUUAUGUUUUUUAUAUGAAUACUAUAGCCAGAAUUAACCCCUGGAGGGUCCUAGAAAAAUGCAUACACUAUCGGACCUAGAGCCACAAAUCGACCCAAGACCCUCCAGGGAAAAUAAAUGUAGUGGUUUAGACCAGUUUUCCAGUUCAUGCCAUUAAAAAAAUUAAGGUGUCUGUUUAUGUAAUCGAGCUUCCAUGUCCGAUAAGUCGUGCCAUGAAUUCUCUUCCACUGUGAUGUCGAACGGGCUGUUUUUCUUUUAACCACAGACUUUAAUCUGGUUGAUCUUUUUUUGUUUUUGUCAAAGUACCCAUUCUUAUUCUUCUUUUGAUUUCAAGCUAAAGCGUACAUACUGACAGGAAGUGAAUGCAGAAUAAAGACA
Maylandia zebra (zebra mbuna) is the source of this 2808-nucleotide messenger RNA. It is a transcript of the gene sowahaa, whose product is annotated as sosondowah ankyrin repeat domain family member Aa. NCBI's taxonomy places the organism in Eukaryota, Metazoa, Chordata, Actinopteri, Cichliformes, Cichlidae. The record is from RefSeq and is a predicted model, not a curated record. Gene Ontology annotation, molecular function: protein binding.